Messenger RNA from Lepisosteus oculatus (spotted gar), 1012 nucleotides. RefSeq names its product cilia and flagella associated protein 119 (gene cfap119). Lineage: Eukaryota; Metazoa; Chordata; Actinopteri; Semionotiformes; Lepisosteidae. The record is from RefSeq and is a predicted model, not a curated record.
CGCUCUUGACGCUACCGAAGGGGGUGGAGAUGUUAUUGUAGUUUAAAUGAUUAAUCUUUUUAUAACAUUUAAGCAUUACUGAAGGCUUUUUCAUCCUAAACGCUAACCUCAGAAUUCUGGGCUAAGAUACGUUUUCAGAAAAUCAUCUUAGAAUGAAGGGAGAAGGCCUUUUGACAAUGCCUCGCCCUCUGAAGCCCAGAGUCCUGCUGUGGGCAGACCUCAGCUACGCCGACAUGGAGGAGGUGGAGGCGGCGCAGACGACAGAGGAGCUGCAGAGAGCGCUGGGCAGGGCGCUGGCUCUGCAGCUGUCCCGGCCCAGUGACAGCAUCCUGGCCGACAUGUACCUGUACGCUGUGCUGUUCUGCAGAGAGAGGCAGUUUAACAGGGAACAGACCUCAGUGCUGGUGUCCAUCGUCAGAGCCCUGCACCUCGCCAAUACUGGGACGCCCCUCAACAACAUGGAGUACUGCUUCAACUACUUCACUGAGCUGGUCCUGUGCCACUGCGUCAGGCGCCCUCCCUUCAGUAUUGACCUCUUCAGCCCAGAGCAGGCCACACAGAUCACAGAGUACCUCGUCAACACCUACUUCAGGCACUACGCCCUGUACAAGUACACCUUCACUCCCCAGGUGAGACUGGACCUCUCUCUGACCUACUGCGGGAUGCCUGAGGCCGAGGCAGUGGACAGUGACUCCCUGGAGCCAGGGCCAGGGACUGACGAAGAGAAGGAGACAGCCACAGAGGUCCUGGAAUCAACUGCUCACGACGAGGAGAUAAAAGACACAGAGGUGGACCAUACAGGCCCCACCCCCUGGGCGGAGCUGAGCCAGAUUGUGCAGAGAGAGCUGAGCUCGGAGGUGAGACGGGUGCAGACCGUGCUGGAGCAGCAGCUGAGGGAGAGCACACAGAGGUUGGACAGCAGACUCAGCUCGGUGGAGACGCGCCGCGACAAGAAGAAGUAAAACCCAGUGCUGCUGCCCUAUUGCAAUAUUAAAAUAUCUGUUCCAUUGAA